AUGAAAAGCCAGUCUGAAGAGGUGUGUUUUGAUAUAAAGCCAGCCAACGUGUUCAUCACAGCCACAGGUGAGGUGAAGCUGGGUGACCUGGGAUUAGGACGCUUCUUCAGCUCCAAAACCACGGCGGCACACUCCUUAGUGGGGACUCCUUACUACAUGUCGCCGGAGAGGAUCCACGAGAACGGAUACAAUUUUAAGUCUGAUAUCUGGUCUCUGGGAUGUCUUCUGUAUGAGAUGGCAGCGCUGCAGAGUCCCUUUUAUGGGGACAAGAUGAACCUGCUCUCCCUCUGCCAGAAGAUCGAGAAGUGUGAUUACCCCCCCCUCCCUCCGGACCAUCACUCUGAGAAGGUAGAUCAUUAA
Messenger RNA from Gymnodraco acuticeps, 360 nucleotides. RefSeq names its product serine/threonine-protein kinase Nek7-like. Gene Ontology annotation, molecular function: ATP binding; protein kinase activity. NCBI's taxonomy places the organism in Eukaryota, Metazoa, Chordata, Actinopteri, Perciformes, Bathydraconidae. Gene Ontology annotation, biological process: protein phosphorylation. The transcript has 4 exons. The coding region runs from base 1 to 360 and encodes 119 amino acids. The record is from RefSeq and is a predicted model, not a curated record.